Chlorella variabilis is the source of this 345-nucleotide messenger RNA. RefSeq lists its product as hypothetical. The record is from RefSeq and is a predicted model, not a curated record. The coding region runs from base 1 to 345 and encodes 114 amino acids. The transcript is spliced from 4 exons. Lineage: Eukaryota; Viridiplantae; Chlorophyta; Trebouxiophyceae; Chlorellales; Chlorellaceae.
AUGUUGUACAAAAAAGGAGACCCGACAGACCCCGCCAACUACCGCCCGAUCGGCCUGGCACUCACUAUCUACAAGCUGUGGACAGCGCUAAUCACAGGAGUCCUCUCCGACACCCACCAGGCCCUCUUCAGCGUGUUGAACGCGCUAGAGGACGCCAAACUCUUUGACCGCGACAUCUACAUGCUCUACAUCGACUUCAGCGCUGCAUUCGACACGGCCACAGCCGAGGCCUGCAGCGCACCUGCCUUUGCAGACGAUCUGCUCAUCAUGACCAAUAGCCUGCUCCACUUGAAGCACCAGGCCGACAAGAUUACCAGCCCUACCGGUACCUGGGAGUCUGGCUAA